GUGGAAUCGCCUAUCUCCUCUUUUUCAGUCUCGGGGCUUCUCAAAAAAGAGCCAUACGUCUCUAUGUCCGACGGGCUAUGACAACGUCACUGCUUCUCCGCCCGCGCUGGAUUGACCCGGUCAUGUUUCUAUAUGAUAACGGUGGCGGCUUGGACGACACCGGCAAGAAUAUGGAAGGGUUCACGGGAGGUAACUUCUCGUCGAGCCCGUGCAGAAAUUUGAUGGCUCACCCUGCCUCUCUUGCUCCCAGCGCUGCUUAUCCGUCAAGCGAAGUGGCUGCCGCUGGAGCGGGUGAGCCUGGGAAGCAAUGCAGCCCCUGCGCAGCCGUCCAGGGUUCAGCCAGCGCUUCAAUUUCCUACGGAUAUUUCGGUGGCGGUGGAUACUAUCCUUGCCGAAUGUCCCACCACCACGGGGCCGGUGGAGGUGUGAAGACAUGCGCCCAGUCCCCCUCCUCUGUCUCACCUUACGGGGAAAAAUACAUGGACACGUCCGCUUCUACAGGCGACGAUUACACCACCUCACGCGCCAAAGAGUUUGCCUUCUACUCGAGCUACGCCUCGAGCCCGUAUCAGCCGGUUCCAAGCUAUCUGGAUGUCCCCGUAGUCCAGGCAAUGAGCGGGCCUGCAGAGACCCGGCAUGAGUCCUUAUUACCAAUGGAGAGUUACCAACCGUGGGCUAUCACAGCUAGUGGCUGGAACGGGCAGGUCUACUGCACCAAAGAGCAGCCACAGACGGGAAACGUCUGGAAGUCGUCUAUACCAGAGGUAGUGUCUCACGGAGGGGCAGACGGUAGUUCUUUUCGCCGCGGGAGGAAGAAACGUGUUCCAUACACCAAGGUGCAGCUGAAGGAGCUCGAAAGGGAGUAUGCCGCAAACAAGUUUAUCACCAAGGACAAACGCAGGCGGAUAUCCGCUCAGACCAACCUGUCCGAACGACAGGUUACUAUCUGGUUCCAGAACCGACGGGUAAAGGAGAAAAAAGUCGUCAACAAAUUAAAAAGCAACAGUUAGCUUUGCUCUGUGUAAAUGCAAGUGAACAAUUUUGAACAGCGAUGGUCCACACACACUCAAAGCGAUGAAAUUAUAGACGUUUUAACGAAUUGUUUUCUACCCCUUGGACUACCGCUUUGAAGUGAUCACUUUGGGCCGGGGAGGGUUGUUGGUGAUGCGGUGCGUCAUUUAUUGGCUGCAAACGGUGUAUGGCCAUAAUACCAACUCAGGACAAAGAGAGCCAAAAGAUAAGUUCGUUUGUUGAGAUUAUUUUCUGCUCACCAAAAUAUCUUGUGGAGAGAAAUACAUUGGAUAUUGAAAUUGUGAUACUGUAACUCUUUUACAGUGUGGUACGACUUUUCUUUCGCCACCUCCAGUGUCGAUUAUAACUGAAAUUAUAAUUUGCUUGAAAUCUCAUGAAAUUUCGUCUCAUGCUGGAGAAUAUGAGGCAUGGAGCCUGUCCAAGCCAUGUACAAUAUGUGGUUAUAUUUGUGCCAAAAUAAUAUACCCUUCACUUUAGACUUGUGUGUUAAAGAGUACCGUAAGUGUGUUUUGUCGUUGUAUAGUGUUGCGCAAACCCCUCCUAAUAAACCAUUCAUAAGAAAAAUAUGUAUGCGACGAAAUAAUUUACACUUCAGUAUGGCAACAUCAAACCACACGAUAAUAUUAUCAAUUAAUAUGGCAAUAAUACUAAACUAGAACAUUGAAUCGAAUUUAACAUGAGUAGCUCUUUGUAAAUGUAGUAGGCUUGCUAGCAAGUAAUUAACCUGUUUGGAUGGUGUCCAAAACUUUAUGGACAGUAAAAUAUGUGUCUUCGUGAAUAUACACUUUUUGUUCUUGUCCAUAGACUUAAACAAGAAAUGAUGCAUUUUGGAUUUGUUCUCGAGUGCCUGCGAAAACUAGGGGACUGCAUACUUCAGCCGUGUGAUAGAGCAAUUGCGCCAUCUUCUGAUGUCCAUUUGUAAGUGAAGCGGCUGGUCAUGGGCAUGUUAAUUAUUAAUA
Molecule: messenger RNA, 1991 nt
Organism: Carassius carassius (crucian carp)
Lineage: Eukaryota; Metazoa; Chordata; Actinopteri; Cypriniformes; Cyprinidae
Product: homeobox protein Hox-A13a
Exons: 2
Coding region: 78-1010 (310 amino acids)
Biological process (GO): regulation of transcription by RNA polymerase II
Molecular function (GO): RNA polymerase II cis-regulatory region sequence-specific DNA binding; DNA-binding transcription factor activity, RNA polymerase II-specific
Source: RefSeq, a predicted model, not a curated record